Closterium sp. Naga37s-1 is the source of this 1134-nucleotide messenger RNA. The record is from the annotation of a GenBank genome assembly. NCBI's taxonomy places the organism in Eukaryota, Viridiplantae, Streptophyta, Zygnematophyceae, Desmidiales, Closteriaceae.
AUGCCGUCUCUCCUCCUCAUCCUCUGCCCCCCACCCAUUUCCCGCCUUCCCCCUCCUAUCAACCUGCAGAAGCACUCCCAGCAGUCUCUCCGCGCGCUCUCCCCGGCUCUGGCCGCGUGGGUGGCGGAGAGAGCAAGCUCUGUCUCGCCAGAGGUGGUGGCGAUUGCGAGUGUGUACUUUGUGCAGGGCGUGCUGGCUCGCCUCGCUGUGACGUUUCUUCUUAAGGACGACUUUGGGCUCGACCCUGCUGAGGUGCGUGCGUGUGUGGGUGUGUGGGUGUGCUCGUGUGUGUCCCUGCUUGUACUGCUGUUCUGGGGUAGUGCUGUCUCGCCAAAGGUGGUGGUGAUCGCGAUUGUGUACUUCGUGCAGGGCAUGCUGGGCUUGGCUCGCCUUGCUGUUACCUUCCUUCUUAAAGAUGACUUCGGGCUUGAUCCUGCCGAGGUGAGUGCGUCUCUGUAUGAGCAUGUGCGCAUGAGGUCGCUCUGCUGGGCUCGCGAGGGUCUCCCCCGAGGUGGUGGCGAUCGCGAGUGUGUACUUCGUACAGGGCGUGCUGGGCUCGCUCGCCUCGCUGUCACUUUCUUGCUCAAAGACGAUUUUGGCCUCGACCCUGCUGAGCUGCGUGUGUCUCACUGCAUGUGCCUGUGCGCGCUCUGCUGGGCUAGUGUUGUCUCUCCAGAGGUAGCUGUCCUAUCGGGUCUCUCCUCCCUCCCCUGGCUCAUCAAGCCCAUCUACGGCUUUAUCAGCGACGGCAUUCCUCUCUUUGGCUAUCGCCCCCGCUCCUACCUGGUCGCCUGCGGCCUGCUGGGGUAUCUUGCUCUGUUAAACACCCCCAACUCCCGUGCAUUCCCCAUAUUUUCCCCCCAGGUAGCAGUGCUAUCAGGCCUCUCCUCCCUCCCAUGGCUCAUCAAACCCAUCUACGGCUUGAUCAGCGACGGCAUUCCUCUUUUUGGCUACCGCCGGCGCUCCUACCUGGUGGCGUGUGGGCUGCUGGGGUCUGUGGCGUGGGGUGCGCUGGCAUCGGUGGUGUUUCUGUGGGAGACCAUUCGCCAGCCAGCCAUUCUGCUGCCCACCGCCUUCAUCUUCCUCUGGCAGGCCACUCCGCACUCCGAGACUGCUAUGUUCUUCUUCACGUGA